This is a messenger RNA of Vicia faba (fava bean), 849 nucleotides long. NCBI's taxonomy places the organism in Eukaryota, Viridiplantae, Streptophyta, Magnoliopsida, Fabales, Fabaceae. The record is from the annotation of a GenBank genome assembly.
AUGGAAAGAAGGGUUCUUGAUGGUAUCAUUAAUAGGUUGCUUGAAGUUAGAGGAAGACCUGGGAAACAAGUUCAGCUUUCAGAAGGAGAAAUUAAGCAACUUUGUAUGGUUUCUAGAGAUAUCUUCUUGAAGCAGCCUAAUCUUUUGGAACUUGAGGCACCAAUUAAGAUUUGUGGAGAUAUCCAUGGUCAAUAUCCAGACCUAUUAAGCCUAUUUGAGCAUGGUGGAUUUCCUCCUCGUUCCAACUACUUGUUCUUAGGUGACUACGUAGACCGAGGAAAACAAAGCUUGGAAACAAUAUGUCUUCUUCUAGCCUACAAAAUCAAAUAUCCUGAAAACUUCUUCCUUCUAAGAGGAAACCACGAAUGCGCUUCCAUAAAUCGCGUUUAUGGAUUUUACGAUGAAUGUAAAAGGAGAUUCAAUAUAAGUAACUUGCCAAGGCCGACUGAAGUUCCUGAAAGCGGUCUUUUAUGCGAUCUUUUGUGGUCUGAUCCUAGUAAAGAUGUUCAAGGUUGGGGAGUUAACGAACGCGGCGUUUCGUUUACUUACGGUGCAAGUAAGGUUGAAGAGUUUCUUCAUAGGCAUGAUCUUGAUUUGGUUUGCAGAGCUCACCAGGUUGUUGAAGAUGGAUAUGAGUUUUUUGCUAAUAGGCAACUUGUGACUGUUUUUUCUGCUCCUAAUUACUGUGGGGAGUUUGACAAUGCUGGAGCAAUGAUGAGUGUUGAUGAAACACUUAUGUGUUCUUUUCAGAUAUUAAAAGCUGUGGAUCAUAAAAUGCCUAGGUUUGGUUUUAGGAGUGCCACUUCAUUCAAGAAGGCAUUUCUUGGAGCUAAAGUAAGAGCUGAUUGA